Molecule: messenger RNA, 555 nt
Organism: Cylicostephanus goldi
Lineage: Eukaryota; Metazoa; Nematoda; Chromadorea; Rhabditida; Strongylidae
Source: the annotation of a GenBank genome assembly
AUGUACUACCCGCUGCAACCAACCUCUUUUUCAGUAGUUUCGACAUGUCGAUCUAAUGUAAACGUGACGUUGGUGCUGUCGUUCCUCUUCAAAUGUGUUGAGGUCUUCACCGAAUACUUCAAAGAUGUUGAAGAAGAAUCUGUACGGGAUAAUUUUGUUGUCAUAUAUGAACUUCUUGACGAAAUGAUGGAUUUUGGUUUCCCUCAAACAACAGAAAGUCGAAUUCUGCAGGAAUUCAUUACACAAGAGGGCCACAAACUUGAGGUUGCACCGCGGCCGCCAAUGGCUGUUACAAAUGCUGUCUCUUGGCGAUCAGAGGGUAUUAAGUACAGGAAGAACGAGGUGUUCCUCGAUGUGAUCGAGAGCGUCAAUAUGCUAGCUAAUGCAAAUGGCACAGUCUUACAAAGUGAGAUAGUUGGCUCCGUCAAAAUGAGAGUUUACUUGACUGGAAUGCCAGAAUUGCGACUUGGGCUCAAUGAUAAAGUGCUCUUUGAAGGAAGCGGACGUAAGUUUUUGCUUAAUUAUUUAAAGUUUUUCUGUUUUUGGUAUGUAUAG